GCGUUUUUUUACUUUGCGACACGAGCUGUUUUGCAUUCUUCCGUUCUGUUCGGUGCUGUGUGGCGCUGUGUUCCCACAGUAGUUUCUUGACUGAGACAUUUUAGGGCGGCUGCAUUGUGUUUCUUCGAAGACUUGAGGGAGACAGAAGCUUGCGUUUAGAAAUAGCAGAUGACAUCCUCCUUAAGAGCGAUACUGACAUCUGGAUUUGCAAGAUUCUUUAGCGAGGAGAGCAGAGUAGAGUUUCUUUCCGGAUCUCCUGUACACAUGCUUUGUACUUUUGUGAGGCGAAUCCGGGGCUGAGGAGAACAUAGAAUAUUAAGAGAUGGAAGAUAGCAUGAAGAAUAAUGAACAACACAACAACUGUCCUAAAAAGGAUGAGAAAAAUAUCUGGAUGACUGCCACAAUCAUUUUACUGACUCUGCUACUUGUUUUUUUCAUCUUUAUAAUUUGGUUGUUGAUAAAGUUUCGAAAAGAAAAAGCUAAGUUUAAAAGAGAUAAUGAAGACUUACGCUUGUCACUUAGUGCAGAAAACUAUGUCAGUAAUAAAGAAUUGAUUAAAAUGAAUAAAUAUUCAGAUUAUACUGUGACCAUAUCGCAUGAAGAACAUCAUGAAGAGCUCACAGUGACCGAUGAUGGAAAACAAGUGAAGUUAAUAAAGAUCAAUCCGGGUCCAGAAGCAACCAAAUGGCCCUGUGCCCUAGGUAGCAAACAGUUGGCCAGAAAUUAUACGUGGAAUGUAGAAGUAGGAGAAAAAGGCAGCUGGGCUCUGGGAGUGACUCGGAAUGAGGAAACUGUAAAGGAAAAGAAGUAUACCCCAAAUAGCAAGGGGUUAGACUGGGUCCUCAGUCUAUCAAAGGGGAAGACACUUGAAGCUAGUUCUGGUGAAAUAAUGGAUGCGUCGCAAAGACCCAGAAAGAUAAGAGUUUACCUGGACUUUAAGAAGUCAAUGCUGUACUUCACUGACAUAGAAACCAGGUCACAUUUACACAAAUGUAAUGUUGACACAACUAAACCACUGUAUCCUGUUUUCAGUCCUGGGUCAUCUGACAAAGGCCCCCUGAUAAUCAUUCCAAAUGAUUAAAACUGUUUUAUCAUACAGGCCUUAUUAUAAAAUGUAAACUAUUUUCCAACAAGUUUAUUGCAUUUAGUAUUUUUUAGGUUGCUAUGAUGGUAAUGAAAUAGUAUUAAUGUUUUGUGUCACACAGGCCCAUCUUUUUAAAUUAAAUGAAUGCUAAAUGUUGGAUUAUGCAUUUGACAAACAGCAAGAUGUGUAGGUAUUAUAAAACCAAAUAAUUUUAAGGUCUGUGGACUAGAGCCUCUACUGGUCAACUAUUAAGACUUAACAAUGUUAGCACAGUGCUGAGUUGAUUUAUGCACAUAUUAGACUGUUACGUUACUACCAUUAUUCUUUGCCGGGCUUAGUUCUUGGCUAAUUUACAGUGGAUUUAGAAAGUAUUCAGACCCCUUCACUUUCUGCACACUUUGUGUUGUAAAUUUCAUUAUAAAUGGAUACAUUUGCUAUUUUUGCCUGUCACUCUACACUAAGUAACCCAUAAUGACAAAUUGAAAACAUAUUUCCAGAAGGGUUUUGGAAAUUUAUUUUAAAAGUCAAAAACUGAAAUCUCCAAAGUAUUCUCUCUCAAGUAUUCAGAUCAAUUGCUCUGGCACUCAUAAAUUGUGGUCAGGUGUAUCCUGUUUGCUUUAAUUCUUCUUGACAUGUGUCUAGAAUUUGAUUGGAGUGCACAUGUGGCAAAGUGAAUUGACUGGACAUCAUUUACAAAAGCACACACGUGUAUAGUAUAUAAGGUUCCAUAACUCACACUGCGUGUCAGGACAAAAGUCAAGUCAUGAAGUCCAAGGAAAAUUGUGGUCAAGCAAAGAUCAGGGCAAGGGUAUGAAAUCAAAUCUAAAGUUUUGAAUGUUCCCAGGAGUACAGUGGCCUCAAUAUUUGUGAAAUGAAAGCACUUUGGAACUCUGUUCUUGAAUGGCUCGGCCAAAGCUCAGACACAAACCUCAUACCCCCAUCUGGGGAGAGACCUGAAGAUAGCAGUUUACAGUUGCAUCCCAUCCAAUCUAAUUUUGCUUGAGAAGAUCUGCCAGAAUGAAUGGGAUAAACUGUCCGAAUCCAGAUGUGCAAAGCUCGUAGAGACUUACCUAAGAAGACUCAAAGUUAGAAUUGCUGAUUUAAGUCUCUAUAUACUUACAGAAAUGAGAGAUUUUAGGUUUUGAUUUUUAAUAAAUUCCCAAGCCUUUCUGAAAACAUGUUUUGACUUUUAUAGAUUAAUAAUUAUAUAUUUAUGGGCAAAAAUUUAAAAUGUAUCCAUUUAAAACUAAAUCUACAACACAAUAAAAUGCAAAAAAGUGAACAGAUCUAAAUACUUUCUGAAUUCACUGUAUAAUGGGAAGAUUAUAUUGCCUUAUAAUGAAGAUUGCUGCCUUACUUAUUAUAUUUUAUGUUUUAAAUAUAUUAAUAAAUAUUUUUUUAAUUUUCUAGUUAAGUGAAAUGGGAAAGCAUACAGAAUAAGAAUUUAAAGUGAUUGUUUGAAUAAACUACUAUAACACUUGUCAUGAUGUAAUGUUUGAUAUUGUAGCUAUAUAGUUUCUUCAUAUUUUAAUCAAUAUGCUGCAUCAAAGUUAAAAGUUAUCCACAAAACUGUUCUUAUCUCUAUUCAGAAUACUCAAUUAAUACACAAUAUCACUCUGGUCUGCUGUAUGUAUUCAAUAAUCUUUGCAUUCAUAAUCAUAACCUACUUAAGAAAUUAUUCUUUCAUAUACUGUACUUCAUACUGUUGGCGUUUUUUGCUGCCUUUUAUUACUAUUACUAUAUUUACUUUGUAUUGCUUGCAUUUCCAUUUAUUAAGUCAUUUGU
Molecule: messenger RNA, 2869 nt
Organism: Erpetoichthys calabaricus (reedfish)
Lineage: Eukaryota; Metazoa; Chordata; Cladistia; Polypteriformes; Polypteridae
Product: butyrophilin subfamily 1 member A1-like
Exons: 10
Coding region: 323-1081 (252 amino acids)
Molecular function (GO): protein binding
Source: RefSeq, a predicted model, not a curated record